UGGUGUUUGCUGGUGCUCAAGUAGCCCUGCUACGAUAUAUAUAUAUAUAUACCCAAGUGUCUGAUCAUCUCUUCCUCAGAACACACACAUCGCCAAGCUUCAUGGACGCCAUUGUUAUGUACCCAUCACCAGCAAUUGGUCACUUAAUCUCCAUGGUUGAGUUAGCUAAACUCAUCCUCAAUCAUCGGCCUUCACUUUCCAUUCACAUCAUCGUUUUUGAUCCACCUUACGACGCCGGCUCCACCGCCCCUUAUAUUAAUAAAGUUUAUGCUACAAUUCCUUCCAUAAUCUUCCACCAUCUCCCCACUAUUACCCUCCUUCCAUCAAUCAUCUCCUCUUGUCAAAUCCCUGAAACCCUUACCUUUGAAGUCCUCCUCCUUAAUAAUCCUAAUCUUCACCAAGCCCUCGUUUCUAUCUCCAACAAUUACACCAUCUUUGCUUUCAUCGCCGACUUUUUCUGCUACGCUGCUCAAUCUGUCACUGCUAAAUUCAAUUUCCCUACUUAUGAAUUCUUCACUUCUGGUGCUGGUUGUCUCUCUCUCAUGCUUUGCUUUCCCACGAUUCACAAAAACACCACCAAAAGUUUUAAAGAUAUGGAUAACCUUCUUCAUAUUCCUGGCGUCCCGCCCAUGCCAGCCAAAGACAUGCCACAACCAUUCCUUGAACGUGAUGAUAACGUCUAUCAGUACUUUUUAGAUGCCACAAUUCAGUUGCCAAGAUCAGCCGGAAUUAUAGUGAACACUUUCGAGUCUCUUGAACCAAGAGCUGUAAAAGCAAUGACAGACGGGCUAGGUGCGCCGGACGGUCCCCUUCCACCGCUUCCACCCCUCUACUGCAUCGGACCAUUAAUUGCAUCGGAUAAUCGGGGAGGUAGCAGCCAUGGUGGCGGUGGUGGUGAUAGUGAUAGUAAGCCAGAGUAUUUGGCGUGGCUCGACACGCAGCCGAUCCAAAGUGUUGUUUUUUUGUGCUUUGGUAGCUUAGGACGGUUCUCUGCAGAACAGUUGAAAGAAAUUGCUGUGGGGUUGGAGAGAAGUGGCCAAAGGUUUUUAUGGGUGGUGAAGAAUCCACCUCAAUUAGACACGGACUUAGAUUCGAUAUUUCCAGAAGGGUUCUUGGAUCGAACUAGGGAAAGGGGGUUCGUUCUCAAGUCCUGGGCUCCACAAGUGGAAAUUUUGAAUCAUGACUCGGUGGGUGGGUUCGUGACUCACUGCGGGUGGAACUCGGUGCUUGAAGCAGUGUGUGCUGGUGUUCCAAUGUUGGCAUGGCCUCUCUAUGCUGAGCAAAGAUGUAAUAGGAUAUUACUGGUGCAAGAAUUAAAAAUCGCUUUACCAAUGGUGGAGUCUGAGAAUGGGUUUGUGAGUUCAACUGAAGUGGACAAGCGAGUUAGAGAGUUUAUGAACUCGGAGGAAGGUGACUCCGUUAGGAGACAAACCAAGGCCAUGAAAAAUGAAGCAAAAGCAGCAUUGAAUAAGGGUGGAUUCUCGUGUGUUGCGUUAUUCAAAUUGUUUGAGUCAUGGAAGCUAAAAUGAGUUGAUUCUGACUCGGUACAUAACGUAUUCUGUAACGCUGAUUUAUAGUUUGAAAUUCUAUCGUUUCAGAAUUUUAAUUUGUUAAUA
Molecule: messenger RNA, 1616 nt
Organism: Pistacia vera
Lineage: Eukaryota; Viridiplantae; Streptophyta; Magnoliopsida; Sapindales; Anacardiaceae
Product: UDP-glycosyltransferase 88A1-like
Exons: 1
Coding region: 102-1529 (475 amino acids)
Molecular function (GO): UDP-glycosyltransferase activity
Source: RefSeq, a predicted model, not a curated record